UUGUCCGCCUUGACGCCGGUGCGUGAGUGGCCCUUUGAGCCCAGUCUCUAGCCGGAGAACAGGAGCAUCGCCCCGGCGGACGGUUGCGGCAGCCUUCUGGCUCGGAUACUUUAUCACUCUCUGGAUUUACACAUACGUCGCAGAAAGAAAAACAAUUCCCGGAAUGCCUUCGAAUAAAAACACCCAAGGAGGGAAAGCCUUCGGACUGUUGAAGGAGCAGCAGAGGCAAAGACUGGAGGAAGUAAACCAGGAAUACCUGGAAGACCAGAAAUAUAGGGAUGAAGAGGACCUGGCCGAAAAGUUGGAAAGUCUCAAAACCGGCGCAGCUGUCAGCAGUGCAAGUCGAUAAAUAUGCUGAGUUUGACCUGAAUGACCAAGGAGACAUUGAUCUGAUGGGGCUGAAGCGGAUGAUGGAGAAGCUGGGGGUGCCCAAGACCCACUUGGAGUUGAAAAAGAUGAUAGUGGAGGUGACGGGCGGCAGCAGCAACACGAUCAACUACAGGGACUUUGUCAAGAUGAUGCUGGGCAAGCGGUCAGCUGUGCUGAAACUAGUCCUGAUCUUUGAAGACAAAGCCAACGGCUCCGCCUGCAAGCCAGAUGGACCCCCUCCGAAGCGGGACAUUGCUAGCCUGCCUUAAGUGUAGCCGUCAGCCUCCGGACUGCCAGUGGAGCAGAGGGACCAUCGCCGGUUGCCUGGAUUUGAAACCGUUUUCCAUAACAUGUGGAGUGUUGUUUUAGUGUGGGACCAGUGAGUGAGGUUAUGAAGUUAUUUUGUGAAUAAACCGCUGUGCGCAAGGUGUCUGUUGUUUGGAAGACUGAGACCGCGACUCACUAAAAGAUUUUUGACUGUGAAUAUUAUUAUUCAUCCCCUUUUUCCUUAAUUGAAAUGUAGCAUUGAUUAGUCGUACAUGUAAUCCGCUUGAUAAAUUACAUUUUGUAGUGAGUGUUUCAUGGUUAUAUUUCAAGGGGAGACUGAAAAAUUCUCCAGAUGUGCCCCCCCCCCUCCCCUUUUCUUUGUUUCAUUGUUGGAACACUUUCAUUUUAACAAUGUGAGAGAAGGAUCCUUUCCGAGCAGCACAAGGCAAAGUAGCAGUUCUUCCGACAUAUUUUUGCACUGUCCUCAGUGGUCUUGAACGGAUUCCUGCCAAGCUAAUCUUAGUCAGCGUCUCGCUUUAGAUCAGGUGCCAGAGAUUACAGGCCCGGCCCAUUUCCUCUGGGACAAAGUCAUGGGCCCCUUCGAGCCAGAAUACUGAUCUGGAAUAUGGCCACCUCAUGAUCUGAAAAACAUUAUUUUUUUAGACGCGUGUUGAAUAUCGACUCAGUGAGUCAAGAGUUUGAGAUCACGCUUGGCCGUGGAACUUUCAGUGUCAGUAUGUGGCUCGAAGAACAGCAAAGUUGACUCACCUUGGGAUCUGUACGGUUAAGCACAUGUUAGAUUUGGAAGGAGUGUGAUUUACAGGCACACGAGCAGAACAAAUGUACAUAGUAUACGACACACAGUACAAUCAUAUUCUUUCCAAGUGCCUCAACAUGCAGAUACUGUAGAGCUUAAACACAGAUUGAGAAAGGAGGGAGUGGCACACAGGUGUUCAGUUCAAGCAGUCCUCUUAGAUCUUCGGUGUUCGAUGAGACGGUUUUAUCGAUAUUUGUUGAUGUGUGUUGAUGUUAUGGUGUUAAUUACGGUUUCCACAACAUUCUGAGUGAGUGAAAUACACAAGUGAUGGAUUUUUGUGUAGUGUCGGUUUGUUUUUUUCUUCAUCCCUUGUCAUUUUUAUGCCACUGCAUCGCUUAACCUGCUCAUUGGUUGAUUUAAAUCUUUAGGUCUAUAUUUGUCAUGCAAUUCAUGAACUGUGUUAUUCAUUUCACUUUGUUUUGGAUUCAUAUUUUGCCCCAUUUUUAUUUAAUUUUUUCCAACAGCCAGCCACCGUCUCUCUGUUGAACUGGGUUCAUUGUCCUGUGAAUUCUGUAAUUUGUGCCUCAGUGUUUGUCUCCACUUUACAUUUUUUCCCUCUGAACUCGCUUUAUUUACUGUGAAUUUGCUACUUGUCGUACUUUUAACACACAUAACAUGUUUUAACGUAUUUUUGGUAGUAGUUAACACCUUUUUAGUGUUGUUAAGGUGCACAUUGUUUGCAGACACCAAAGGAAUUAAAAUUCUUGUUACA
This is a messenger RNA of Scophthalmus maximus (turbot), 2165 nucleotides long. It is a transcript of the gene aif1l, whose product is annotated as allograft inflammatory factor 1-like. The coding region runs from base 279 to 638 and encodes 119 amino acids. Lineage: Eukaryota; Metazoa; Chordata; Actinopteri; Pleuronectiformes; Scophthalmidae. The record is from RefSeq and is a predicted model, not a curated record. Gene Ontology annotation, molecular function: actin filament binding; calcium ion binding. Gene Ontology annotation, cellular component: actin filament; ruffle membrane. The transcript is spliced from 7 exons. Gene Ontology annotation, biological process: actin filament bundle assembly; ruffle assembly.